Neurospora hispaniola is the source of this 1272-nucleotide messenger RNA. RefSeq lists its product as uncharacterized. The record is from RefSeq and is a predicted model, not a curated record. The transcript has 2 exons. Lineage: Eukaryota; Fungi; Ascomycota; Sordariomycetes; Sordariales; Sordariaceae. Bases 1 to 1272 code for a protein of 423 amino acids.
AUGGAGGCUGCAGGAGCAAUCGACGAUAGGAGGAUCAAGCAAAGCUUCAUCCUCGCAACCCUCAUAUCCACCAUUGCCGGCACCUUCACCACCGGCGUAAACCUGUUCGAUCGUGUUGGGGAAGCCAGAAGGCAACGGAGACAGCGCAAGAUGGACAGGGGCCAAAACCGAAGGAUCAAGGAGCUGGAACAGCGACUGGAUGAGGCUGUGAAGAGCAAGUCCGAGGUCGAGGAGCGCCAGGGUUCUCGAAAUAGAAACCAGAGGGAGGGAGACGAAGAAGAUCUAAGAGACUCCCUUCGGCGUGGCGGUCCGCUGGUUCAGGGGCAGUAUGAUCAGCUUUACUCAAGGAUGGGGCCUCAGUUUGCUCAGGGUGACUUGCUCGCCCAAACCCAACUUCAAGGCCAAAUCAUCACCCUCCAAGGCACCGUCAUCAAAAUGCUUGAAGAAGCCCUCUACACCGGCGAGCCCCCAGACAUCCGCAAGCUCUACAACGCCUCUGAGUUUGCCCGGGAAGGCAGCAUGCGCGCUCUCCGCGACCAGUACCAGCGUCUUCUCCAAUCCGCCCCCAUAGACCGGGCUCUUCCCGCUCCAGGACCCGGUCCAGCCCCAUCCUACCGUUCCAACCGAAGCCAAAGCCGCCCCAUCGCUCCUGUCCGGCGCACCUCCUCGACCCCUUCCCUCCGAGACUACUACAACACCAGCGACUACGACACCUCCUACCACCCCACCACCACCCACACUCGCACCCGCGGCACACGCGGCACCGGAGGCUCCGUCGCCCACUCGCACCACUCCCACUCCCAGUCUCACUCCCACUCGCGCUCCCCUUCGCUGCACUCAUCAAAUGGAAUCCCCAAGCAACUAACCUACCACAACUCCAUCUACUGCCAAUACGCCACGUACCUGCAACAAUCCGGGCAACCGCUGGACUCCUCACUGGCUUCCUCGGGCGUCUGCCCCGACUGCCACGCGCACUUGUUCGACCCCGUCGAAGUCGUGCAGCGGGGACCGUGGAGGAUCGAUAAGGAAGUCGUGACGCACAACGAGCGGACGGGUCAAGAAGAUGUGGAGUACAGGAGUUACCUGUUGACGACGAGGUUUUUCGUCAAGUGUCAUCGGGAAGGGGGCGGGUUUGCGUGUUACCUGUGCUCAAAGUAUCGGGAGAGGGAUACGGUUUGUAAGAGGGAGGAAAGUCUCGUGGAUCAUGUGGGGGAGAAACACUCGAUUGGGGAGUAUGCGGAAGAUGGGGAUGUGAGGGAUGUUACGAGGUAA